AUGGCUCUACGCUUCAAUCGCACUGACGACACGCUCUUUGCCGAUAUGGUCGAUAGACUUGCUCUUACCGCUACGAAUCCCCUCAGUGACGUACAACCUUCCUUACUUAACCUCACCUCCAAUUGCUGGGCGCUGUAUGAUCUUUUACAGCUAUCACAGAAUCCAGAUCAUGUGGAUGAAUCAACUCGCUUUCAGACCCUGUCCAAUGAUUUUGGUACAGCUUUACCCUUGAAACUCGCCACAACUUCCUUAUCCUCCACCUAUGAAUAUUUAAUCACCAUACAAAAGCUUCCUAGCUUCCCAUCGGUACUGAUCACCAAUUUGGACUAUUGCAACUCGACCGACCAACUGCGUGCUCCAGUACGUGAGCUCGAUUUCACUCGAAACUGCCGCGAGACUGCAUUGUUCUGGUGGCAUUUUGUCUUCGGCACUGACUCACUCGGCGAGGACGCUGUGGCAACUCUUUUCAGAAACUCUCUGCCCCCUCCCUUUGCGACCAUGAGCAACUUUACUAUCCAAAAGCUUGGUUUGGAUGCAAUCAUUUUCAGAGGCGACAAUGACACAGAGCGUUUUCGGCCGCCUUUUCAAGCGAUGUUCGAACGAGCCGCAAAAGCUUGUGCAAACGAUGCGUGCAUUAGCCUAGAUUAUAAGGGCAACGCCGAUAUUGCUGGAAUUGGUGCUAUAGUUGCAUACGGUUCCAUCGCCGCUGUCUCCACAUAUUUAGCCCUGACGACAGUUUACUAUCAUUCUACAAGGAAACGAUCCUUCGGAAAUGCAAUACUAGAACAAAUCACUGUGGAGAUAUCACUUAUAUUCUCGGAUGGGAUAGCUUGGUUUGGCCUCAUGGCCACCCUCGCUGGCAUGAUCUACAUGAGCGGCAAGGCGCAGAGCUACUACGAGUACACAUUGGCGGCUCUUGUGAGUUUUCUCUUCGCAAACGCAGGGCUUCUAUCACUGUCAAUAUAUAUCUACCAUCCAGAGAAGCUAGGCAAUACUGUCUCAGUCAACAUUCGUACUAUACCACUAUUGGCCAUGAUUUGCUUGGGCUUAGGCUUCCUUGGCACUGCCCUAGAAGAAAACAAUAAGGAAGAAGGAAGAUCAGCAAUCGUCUCCAACAAAAUCUUCAAUACCACCGCUGGCGUUAACACGUUCAAAGACUUUAUCGACACACCCUGUUAUGCCGAUGGAUUUUGGCCCUUGGAAUAUCUUCAUGGGCCGAGGUUGAUGCAGCUGGUCAUAUUCAUAAUAGCGUCCAUUUUGGCGUUCUUAGAAAUGGUGGACGCUUGUGCGCGGGGGCGUCUUUGGAGAGCUAGUUUCAAUUUCAUAAUGCCCUUUGGCCUCCGCACAAUCCCGAUGGUGGCCCUUGCAGGCUUGUGGUACGACUUUGCGACCAUAGUAAAAGUGAGAGCACGUGCAAGUGCAAGUUUUGGCCCAAGCUAUGAAGAAAAUACUGCUGGAUAUGGACAGAUCAUUGCAAGUGGGCUUGCACUCCAAGCUGUGUUCAAUUACCUAGUCAAGGUCAUCGCUUAUAAAUUGCAUAUCUAUUCAUCAUCAGGAGCCGCUCAGUCACCAGCAAGUGAAGAGAUAGCCGAGACUGAUGAGGAGCUCCAGACUUUAACAGACGCAGAGCCAGUAACUGAUUCUGCGGACUCGCACAACCGACCUGUGUAA
Molecule: messenger RNA, 1671 nt
Organism: Endocarpon pusillum Z07020
Lineage: Eukaryota; Fungi; Ascomycota; Eurotiomycetes; Verrucariales; Verrucariaceae
Exons: 3
Coding region: 1-1671 (556 amino acids)
Source: RefSeq, a predicted model, not a curated record